GCGGCAGCGUGACUGCGCAGACGCCGCAAGAGGUGUUCGUGGUUCGAGUCCGGUGAAUACAUUUUCUCGGCUUUCCCGUGUCACGGUGUCGCGAGCGCGUCUGUCGUCGACGCUCGCGGUGUCCGUCGGUUUUUAUCUAAUCGCUCGGAGGAAAAUUCGAUUCCGCGAGGGUGUGAGUACCGGUCGCGGGUGAUCGGUGGUAGUGUGCGUGUCGUGCACGAGAUCGAAAGGGUCGUCCGUGUUCCCGAGGAGCAAAGGAGACGAGCGACGAAGGCGGUCGACGGGUGAGAGACGAGCACAGGAAGAGCGAGAGAGAGAGAAGAAACGGCGUGGAGCUCUCGCUCUCGGCCAUAGGCGAGUAGAGAAAGAGAAGAGAAGAGAACGAAAUAGCUAGAAGUGUGUCGGGCCACUAUACACAUCGAGGAACGAGCCGAGAAAUCUUGCUUUUCCUCUUCGUUAGGUUGGAUCGAAGGGGCAGAGGGGUGGGUUAUUGGUGGGUGGGGUGCCGAAAAGAGAAGAGACAGUUCGUAAAGGAAGAGAUAAUCCGGCCGCGAAGGGUGUACGAGUCGUGUGUAUCUUUUGUGCGAGGGAAGAGUAUUGUGUCCGUAAACGAGAGUGCGAGAAAGAGACGGUGCAGUGCCGUGUAAACACAUCCCAUUGCCGUAAGUGCGUGCGCGAGUGGCAAUCAGCGACGACUUAACAUCGUCGUCGACGUCGUCGGUCACCGUCGUCGAGCUAUCUUCUCGCGACAACCUUAACGCGAAUCUCACAAAAAAUCGCUACAGUGUUGCGCGUUUAAAUCAGCCGAGUGUUUGACACGCGUAUGAGCCUUGAUCACAAAUGACAGUCCAUCGGACGAGAGGGCAAGUCGAGUGCUGGCUGGAUUCGUCUGUCUAGCGGGCAAAACGCGACACGAGAUGCAUCGUAGAGUGGGGUACAGCAACUACGAUGGCAAGAUCGCCGGGCUGUACGACCUGGAGGAGACUCUCGGCCGCGGUCAUUUCGCCGUCGUGAAGCUCGCACGACACGUUUUCACCGGCGAGAAGGUUGCAGUGAAGGUCAUCGACAAGAGUAAACUCGACGAGGUCUCGAGAGCGCACCUCUUUCAGGAGGUGAGAUGCAUGAAGCUGGUGCAACAUCCGAACGUGGUCAGGCUUUACGAGGUGAUCGACACGCAGACGAAGCUUUACCUGAUCCUGGAGCUUGGCGAUGGCGGUGACCUCUACGAUUACAUCAUGAGGCACGAUAGCGGCCUCAGUGAAGAGGUGGCCAGAACGUACUUCCGGCAAAUAGUCAGAGCCAUAUCGUAUUGCCAUCGAUUGCACGUGGUGCACAGGGACCUGAAACCGGAGAAUGUGGUGUUCUUCGAGAAACUUGGCACCGUGAAGCUCACCGACUUUGGAUUUAGCAAUAGGUUCUGCCCGGGUCAGAAGCUCGAGACUUCCUGCGGCUCUCUCGCGUACUCUGCUCCGGAAAUCCUGCUCGGCGAUAGUUACGAUGCUCCUGCUGUCGAUGUUUGGUCGCUAGGGGUAAUUUUGUACAUGCUGGUAUGCGGUCAAGCACCUUUCCAAGAGGCGAACGACAGCGAGACCCUCACAAUGAUCAUGGAUUGCAAAUAUUCCAUUCCUCCGCACGUUUCCGAGGGCUGUACGCGAUUAAUCGCCAAAAUGCUUGUCAGAGAACCGGAAGGCAGAGCGACUCUCGAGGAGAUAGCCGCCGAUCCUUGGCUGGCGAUCGGAUCCGAUUCGGAUUCCGUGGAAACUUUGCCCCUCGUCUCCAGGCAACAGGUCUCCGACGAUCAUCAUAACCAUAUCAUAACCAAAAUGGUUAACGGUAACAUCGCCACCAAAGAAGAAAUAUUGGACGCCCUCGACAAGAAUGAAUACAAUCACAUAACGGCGACGUAUUUCUUGCUAGCGGAAAGGAAACUGCGGGCUCAUCGUCAAGAGCAGGUGCAGAAAACUCGACCGGAGAUCCUUGAGGUUUCGCCUAGCCGGCAGGAUGACGCGGCAACGAACUUGCGUACCGACCAAAAUUCAUUGAGCACGGUGAACCAAUCGCUGCUGAGCGUGCCACGAACGCCCGGUGAUGUGCCACAAAACGUGCGCACGCGGAAGUGCAGCAUCGUCCAAGAGGAGGAGGACGAGGACGACGUCUCCUCGUGUUCGGGUCGGGACGAACGCGGCAGCAAUUCCGCGUUGAACUCCUUCAAUCGACGAGGUUCCCGUUCGGAGGGCAAGCUCUCGCAUAUCCUGCAGGAGCGGCUGUCGCAGCUGCCGGAGAAGCCGAGCCACAAGCCCCCGUCUCAGCGGAACUCGCAAAAGGACAUCAACGCCGUUCCUGUUCUGGCCGACGGGAAGGAGAGACUUAAGUCUAGUCCAAAGAGCGCGCACAGCAACGAGUCCUCGUCGCCUGUCCACGCGAAGACGUCGGGCAGAACCCAAGCGAGCAAUCAGCUCGUGGACCAAGUACCUGCAGUAACGAAGUUCGAUUCCACUACUCAGGAGAACCUGAAGAAUCGGCUGGACGAUGGCUCUCCUAGCUGGGCUAGGAUGGGCAGCAGUACGGAGAACAGGCCGAAGUCGGUGUCCGAGUGCCUGAAGUCGGUGGGACCUGUACCGGCGAACAAGUGGAGGAUGGGAGCGCAGCAUCGUUCCGCUGCCUCGUCCUUGGACUCUUCGGCAACGAUAGGUUCGCCGAAGUCGUCCGAUCCUAGUACGACGACCACGACUACUACCAUUUUAACGGAGUCGUCCACGGUGUCGAUUCCGCUUCGACCUUUGGGCGCGUUCGGCGAUAAUAUGGCUCCGUUAACGCCUAAAUACAAAACCAUGCCGUCACCAGGAAGCACGGGCUCGACGUCGACACCGCUGAACGAGAUCCUGGAGGACGGAGACGCGUUACCGGUGCCCAACAGCGACAACGGUAGCUCCAAGUGUCGCGUAGUCAGGAGGACAGGGUACGAGCAGAGGAGGAGCAAGUUCCACAAGACGCGCACAACCUCUUGUUCCAGCUCGGACGCAAGCGACGACGACAGCGAGAGUAGGAAGAAGAGGGCACACAAGUUCGGCGCGUCUACGGGUAAACCUAUGCCUUCCAGACGCGACAGUCACGACGAUUCCAGUGAUUCGCAAGAUCCUGGCGGAAACGCCGGUGGCGGGGAAGGUGGUGGUGGUGGAGGGGUGGGUAACGGGGAGCACACGACAGAGACACCGUCGAACGAGACGAAUCGCAAGGACAGCGGGAACAGAAGCAAUACGACAACUACGACCACUACGACGACCAGCGGUAGGCACAGGUGCGCGGAGAAUCAAGUUAUAUUUGGUAGGAGACCUCGCACGGGCAGAAGAAGAGCCGGCGAAACUCGGCUACGGGAGAGUCAGUCAUUGAACCGCAUCACGGAGGUCCAAGAGGCUGAAGGCCCGUCGUCGUGUCACAGUCACUGUCACGUGUCUCGUAAUUCGGCUGUCCUGGGCGUUCAGAGCAUGUCCUCGUCGUCUUCGUCGGUGUCUCAGAGCAGCACAGGUUCCCACGGCCUCGCUCAACCUAUGUCUCAGGCAGCUUCCACGGUGCAGAAGGCGAAAGGCUUUGGAGCUAGGCUCCUUCAAAGCUGGUCGCUCAGCACCGGAAAAUCCUCCUUGUCACAGUCGUCGAACAAGCAGAACAACUGCAGCCCUAACGGGAGGUGUACAAAGCAAGAGGUGCAACGAGACGGGUGUCAAAGGAUCGAGAUCUGUUGCGACGACAGGGAGAUGAACGGCAGCUCGGUCAACCAGAUACCGUCCAACGAUAAGGAGAACAGAAACGGUUCGAUGAACAGGAACGACUGCAAGAGCCGGAAAACACGACUGCUUAGUCGUUACUUCGCCGUGCACAAGAAGCUGUGCGUCCCGUUGCCGGGUCUGUUCGGCAAAGGGCGCUUGUACAAGGCCAGGUCGUGCGGCAGCAUCGCUCGCGAUCGCGUCAGCCCUCCGUCGCCCAAGUCCAUGUUGUUCUGCACCACGGCGGACGACAAAUGGCGGGAGCGUCGGCAAUGGUGCGACGCGAAGCACCAGCAUCGCGGCAGCGACGGCGACAUCAACCAGAAUCUAGGUCUCUCGCACCUGGUCCAGGAAACCGUGGUCGGCAAGGGCUGCGGCGCUCUGCCCACCGUCUGCCACAUUCACCUGGGUGACGCGUCCAAGUGCUGCAGCCUUUGUUGAUGAAACCGCGUUGAGAGCGAGUCGAUGCACAAACGAUGGAUGACACAGUACGAUUGUGGACGAGCCGCUGUUACGCGACGGAUAAUGUACGCCGCCGAUUCGAGCGGAGGAGGGCGCGGCUAAUCACGAAGUGCAAUCUAUUUUAUAGUAGCGACGACCGAUUCGCGGGAACACGUGGCCUCGUCGGUUAUGCAGAGACGUACAAGGCGACGGUCAUACGAACGACCGGACGUCUUCUGAACGCCAUACGCGUCGCGAUGAUCGUCAGCAACGACCUUUCGACGAUUACGCGGCAUGCGUCAAUGGUCAAUGCGUUUGAUCGAUCGCGUCAUGUUUACCCCCUCACGCCUCACUCUCACCAUACCUUACUCCUUCCCUCGAAUGAUGCGUGCCGACGAGAGUAAAAGGGUCAAGUCGAAAAGGAGGGCGUUAUCGAUCGAUCUGUCGCUCUGCGGGAAGUGUAUCUAGUCCGUGUGAACAAACCUAUAUUAAACGUUACAGAGUUUAUUACAAUUAUAAUAAUUAUUAUUAUUAAUUUUAUUUUUACUAUUAAUAUUAUUAAUAUUAUCACGUUUAUUAUUAUUAUUAUUACGAUUAUUGACUACGAUUAAUAUCAUUGUCACUAUCUAUGGUAUGACUUAGAUAUCGACGUGAAUCGGGUGCAACAAAGUCGCUAAAAUCAUCCGUGGACAUUGGAAUCUCAUUACCAUGGAGGGUCUUCCUCAUUGGCGUAACUAACCAAGUUGACUAUAAAACAUUCGAUACUUUUCAUACCAAGUGGAGCUUCGGCUUCAUCUACAGCAUCAAAUUAUCCCAUUCGGGAGAUUGAAAUGCCAAAUAAGGACUGUAUAGGAAACUGUUUCAUAGAAUAUAGAGAAACGGAUCUUCAUGCAGAAUGCAUUUGAUGCCCGAGUCAUCAAAAGCUAACCUAAUGACUGAUUUACGAAUUUUCUUUUCUCGAAUGCUGCACACCGUUAGCCAAGAAACGUGUCGAUGUAGGGAUAUAACGCGAGACUAACGCCUUGUGAUCUAACACGCGGUGACAUAACGGUGGCCCACCUCGGACAAAGAUCCUAGUUACGCCAAUGGUUUUUCUCCCUGCUCCCCUUAAUUUAUCUGUCCACCUCCCAUUCUCCCGGUUCGCGAUGACCGUACUGUUUUCCUGCGCAGAGACGCCUCCGGUAGCAUGAUCGUGGCUCUCGCGGAUCUCGCGUGAUUCAAAAAACACGAGCGACGCGGUAUUUAUAUGUAAUCGAUUAAAUUUGCGUAUCGUUUCGAUGGAGGACAUUGUUAGUGGUGCUACAAAUGGUCGACGUGACGAGCAAGAAAAUGGAAGAAUUCGAUCGACGUUCAAUUCUUCAAGAAGAACGAACUUCACUUUCGGGUGAAAUCUGAUCGCUAUCGAAACGGGCAACUAGGAUUUUAUAGAAGAAAGAUAUUUGAUACAACUUGGACACAGUGGAAAGUGCGAACGGAAGGUCUUGGUUCAAAAAGUCUUGAAAGUAUAUUACCGGCUCACAUUUUAGCUAGUGUCAUCCGUGAAUUAUGAGUUUUAACGAAUUCAGCCUAUACACUGAAAAAGGAGAAUUUCUUUAGAAAGAUACGGGGAAGUAAGAUUCUACAAAUGGGUACCUGCUGAGCCUCCCAAGCGGAGACAAGGAUAGACCAUCAAAUAUUCUGCAACCUAAACUAUGAAAGAAGUUACUAUCGAAGAAACCCCAAUGCAAAAUCAUUUAGUAUAAAAAAAUGUUCUACAAAUUCAUCCCGGAAAGGCGAGCAAGAAGUCUUCAGAAACCUGACGUCACGCAGUUUUCUUCUCGUCACCCGUUCCCUCUUCGUAUUGACAGCGAGUCGCGCGCUUGCCGGCUGAGCGCGUUCCUCAUUCGUUCAUAAUCAUUCUCAUCCCAGAGAAACAAACGCCUUGCUGUGUGAUUAGCAUCGCGACAUCAUGACUGAUGGAUGUUACACGCGUCUUGCAACCGAAAUAAACCGAGACGCUGAACAACGAUUAUCCAUGACAUUACACGCUUUUCUUCUUCGUCGAAGCUUGCUGAAGACUCGAGCAGGAUGGACUUUCUUCAAUUAACUUUAUCUGCUUCGAAGAUCGAAUGCGGGUCAUUCGGCAGAGAUUUCGCUGAGUCUAAGGGAUGCAUGUGCACACGUUUCGCUUUUCACCCUCCCUUUUUGUAUGUACGUCACUGCGGGCGAGCGGCGCAAGGGUUAAAGGUCGAAAUUCUGAGAUUCUUCAAGUAAACUGUUUUUGUGGAUUCUUGAGAUGGCAGGUACGGUUCUGUGUACUUAGGACCUUUAUUUUAUCGAGUUUUAUAGGUUACUUUGGUUCUAAAGUCUCGUUCGUCACAUAUCAAAUAUUAAUUAUCUACCACGUUUAUGUAUGAUUAUUCAGUUCAAAAUGUUUAGACAAAGAAGUUGAAAUUUGUACAAUUACUGUUACAGCUAAACUAAGAUGUAGCUAUAUUUCAAGAACCACACGUUCUCGUACCUGAACUAUAAACUGCCUCAAAGGAAUAUGAGAACAUCUGAAGAAACUUUCAAGAUUUUUCUCACAAAGCAGCUUACUCUAAGAAGUAAAUGAUAUCAGUUCUUGAAAACUUCAGUUAAUAUAUGGAAAUUUCAAACGAAGUUUAAUAAUGAAGUUUUGCACUCGAUCGACCUUUAAAUCUCGAUUGUUCCCUCGUCGCAGUGAACGUUUCUCCCUCGAAUAGCCGAAGAUCGUUGGUAUGUACCUAACACGUAUCAGGUGUACGAAACCCACGCGUUACUGUAUGUACCGAGCCAGACGUUUAUAGUGUAAUACAAUUUAUUUAUUAUAUACAUAUAUACAUAUAUAUAUAACCUGUUGAGAGACGAUCCUUUUCUCAAUCGUCACUGCCCGACGAUCGUCGACCCUCUUUUACUUCUCUCAUGUUUCACCCUAGCGAAAAAAGUUAUCCAGGUAAAUCCUAGUUCGGGUCUCCGGAUUAGAGAUACAUUGUAUACUAAGUGCGGAAAGAUAUACAAAUAAUAAUUUUCAUUAAUUCGGCCGAAUCAGUACUGAUCAGUGUGAUCAAGUUUUCGGAACAUUUUGCAGUAAGUAAACGUUUCUUUGUCAGAUUAUUUACGUUCCAUUAAUUACCAGGAAUCUUAUCAUAUUUUUUUGUGAAGAUAAAGCUAUCAUUUUGAUUCGAAUAGAUAAAAACUUCUGUAAUUUGUCUUUGUAAAUCAUCUUUGAAAUGCCUUCUAUCGUUCUAAAUAACAGAUGUUAAUUCAGAUUUGCAAUACAUCGUAGUUCGACAAAAAAUGAAUGACUAUUAAUGUCUUUACCUGGAUAUUCUACUUCGUUUUUACUGCGAUUGGAACUGUUUUUAUGCUGUUACUAAUAGAAUGGCGAGUUGCGAAAUAGAGUCCAAUAUGGCGUCGCUUUGAACGGUGGCGGGAAACGUUCCAACUUCGUUGACGGAUAAUUAUUUCAUUGAGCUAUGAAAUUCGAGAAACUAUAAUCCCGAUCGCGUUAAAAUGUCUUUAAUAAUCAACUUUACCUCUUAAUUUAUUGUUCCUCACAACAAAAGUUCCGAAUACUUCGUCACACUGUUCAGGAGUUAUAAAAGCUCGCUAACUCCCGAGUCCACUUAGAUAAUAAGAAUAGUUGAAAUAUUAAAUUGCUCUUCAUUCGCUACGACACCCCGAAGUGACUUCCCACUUGAUGUCUCAGACCUUUACAGUUCCACAACACACUAUGAUAAUAGAUCCUGUCGAUGGCACAACCGUGAUAGCUAGCAAGAAAUGAAGUUCCGAUGAGAUCAAGUGUGGAAGACACGUAUGAGCGCAAAUUAUAAAUGUCCAAAAUAUGUGGUAAAGCUCUUGAGAUCGCCUCCAGUUCGAUAUCUGACUCCCAAGCAGUAACUCGAUCGAUGUUACAGUUGUUAGACGUCGAAAGGAUGGGAUCUAACGGUUGCGUCGUCGGGUGUGUCGCUUUUGGGCAACUGCCCAUCAACCCUGAGGAGCCCAACACUGCCUCGUGGCACAGGCUUCCGUUGGGUUGUUGCUGGUGUUGUUGCAGCAUCAGCGUCUGGCUCGAAAUCACCUGGAAUUGCUCGUUGAUCAAAGGCGCGCCUCUGGCCACGCAUAUCACUCCAUCCCGUAUUAAAUGGACCCUCUCCGAGUUACCACUUAACGUUUAAAAGGAGUUUGCUUCCUCGACAAAGACUGAGCAAAUUGUACAAUAAUCAUCGAUCACUAAAUCAGACCAAAAAGAUGGAAAAUGGAAAGAACGGAUGGUAAUUCGACGCUUGUAACUUCCUUUUCAGUCGCGUCGGAUCACACGUUCUGUCGAUUACGUUCAACGAAGUCGUUCGUGUACCAACGAAUCGAACGGGGAAGUGUAAAAACGGGCAUUAAAUUUCCGUUCGAUGGAAAUGUAGAGAGAACCAUGACAUCCCUGUUUUAGCUGUAAAGCGAAUGUGUUAGCGAUGUGCUUCGUUGUCGGGCAUUAACCCCUUAAGAGCUCAAGUUUUGGGGGAGAUUCUUCGUAAGUGGAAUAUAUUUUCGUGGACAGUAAUUUAGUUUGCUUUCGAAUUUUAUUUCUGCUGGAUUUGCGGAUAUUUGGAAAUCUGAGAAUUUUGGAGUUUUAAGUCUCGGUUCCUAAAUUAGAAAGUUAAACUUGGAUUUUAUUAUUUAGGAAUUUGAGGAUUUGGGGAUUUCAAGAUCUGUGAAUAUAGAAAUCUGAAAAUGUCUCAGUUUCUAUAUUUGAGAAAGUUUCUGCAUUUGGGAAUUUUCAUCCUGAAAAUUAUCAGUAAAUUGCGCAAUUGACUUACAAAUUUUGGAGGUUGUAAAAGUUUCAAAUAUUCUACAAGAAUGUCACAUCGAGUACUAAAAAUAUAAAAUUUGUGGUAAAUAUGAUCCUUAAGGGGUUAAAUGAACCCGGAGAAUUCAUAAGCUUGACCAAUAAAAUACUUUACCCUUGGAACGUUCUAUUCGAUUAGAGUGCAAACGGGCAAUCCCUUUCCGUUUUUAUUUAUUAUUUUUCUAAGUAUACCCGUAAAUUAAGUACCCUAGAAAGUGUUGCAUCUCCGAGUUUCCUGUAAGCGGGGGAUUCGUGUCCCCAUACGGACACUAUCUAUGAUAAAUAAGAGAUAUUUUUCGUGUUGUAAAGCGACUUCCCGUGUUGUAAAGAGUCGCGACGAAAUUUCCACGCUGACAUUCUCGUUUGCUAGUCCCGUUCAAGUUGUCUCCGACAACGCUGUCGCAUAGAGUACAAUAUUGUCCCACGAAUUUUUGUAAUUCGAUAAAAUAUCCCGUUUUUUCCACCGACAUUACACGCCAUUUCGCCAAGCGUGUCCUUGGAGAUCGAAACGAAAAAUAUAAUUAACAAGACAAAAGAGUAUAUACAUAAAUAUAUACAUAUAUAUAUAUACAUAUAAGACAAGUGUCCGCUUUAGGUUUCAUAAAUGUCGGCCCAACUUACUGCCAGCUGAAUGUAACGAGACAAGAGAAACAACAAUAAGAUCCAUUUUGUGUGCACCUGACGACGAUGUGAAGCUGUCGCUCUGGGGUGCACAUAAUUAUUCAUGCAAUAAACUGUGUGCCCGAAACGAAUAAAUGAAAAGUAACGAAUCAGCGA
Molecule: messenger RNA, 9819 nt
Organism: Megachile rotundata (alfalfa leafcutting bee)
Lineage: Eukaryota; Metazoa; Arthropoda; Insecta; Hymenoptera; Megachilidae
Gene: Snrk
Product: SNF related kinase
Biological process (GO): intracellular signal transduction; protein phosphorylation
Cellular component (GO): cytoplasm
Molecular function (GO): protein serine/threonine kinase activity; ATP binding
Source: RefSeq, a predicted model, not a curated record